This is a messenger RNA of Epinephelus moara (kelp grouper), 1849 nucleotides long. Its product is annotated as butyrophilin subfamily 2 member A2-like. Gene Ontology annotation, biological process: peptidoglycan catabolic process. The coding region runs from base 123 to 1511 and encodes 462 amino acids. The transcript is spliced from 10 exons. Gene Ontology annotation, molecular function: lysozyme activity. Lineage: Eukaryota; Metazoa; Chordata; Actinopteri; Perciformes; Serranidae. The record is from RefSeq and is a predicted model, not a curated record.
ACUUUGGCUUUCAUCAUCUUUUCCUGUGUCUACACUGUUACGCUCGUUGGUGAACGGGACACUGCCGCCAAACUGUCAUGUUUUAACUUGCGGAGUGAGCACAGCUCUGUUUAUCUGUUAGCAUGAAGCUAACGGGCUUUAGCUUCUUCUUCUGUUGUUCUGUGCAACUCUUCAGCAGCGUCAUGCGCCCUGCGUCAGGUAAGCCUGUACAGUCCGCCCCACCUGGCCGAGUAUCUGCAGCUGCAGGCACAGAUGUGAUCCUGCCGUGUGGCCUCACCUCGUCUUACUCCUCCUCUGGGGUCAGGGCAGUGGAGUGGUUUCGGGUGGACGGUCCGUCACCGGUCACAGUUCAUGUUGUCCGUGAUGGUGAAGAGCUGGUGAGGGAGAAAGCAGCAGAGUACCACCACAGGAGGACGGCCAUAUUGGAAGACGGUUCCUUGAAGUUAUUCGGUGUCCAACAGCGAGACAACGGCACCUACAGGUGUGGCCUUCUGAGAGGAUCGACUGUGGAGAACGUGUUUGUCUCUCUGCUUGUGGCUCAGGUGUCGGAGGUGUUCUUCUCUGUGAGGAGGUCUUCAGCCAAUCAGCUGCUGGUUCAGUGUGAGUCGAGCGGCUGGAAUCCGGAGCCUCUGGUGUCUCUGUUGGACUCCAGCAGGAACGUCCUCGCUGCGAGGGUCGAGUCCUCAGUCGGACCGGACCUCCUCUACUCUGUCAGGGUGCUUGUUACCACGGCAACAGCUGCUAAAGCGACAGGAACAGGAAAUGGAACCUUGAUCUGUAGAGUGGAAAUCCCUGGAACGAGCCUGGCCAACGAAAACAAGAUUCAUAUCACAGAUGAGUUCCAUCCUCCAGAGGAAGGACCCGGAUGUUACCUCGUGCUGCUGGUCGCCUUCCUGCUGGUGUUUGUCGCCACCGCCGUCGUGGUCUUUGUCGUUCCUCUGGGGAUGAUCAAGAAGCUGCGAUCUUCUCUGCAGCGUCUGACCGGUCGGCUCUGCUGGGAGUUCUACUACGGACUGAUCAGACGGGAGACAGAGGGACAACAAGAGGGUGAGUUUGUUUUUAGCUGUAUUUACUCGAUCAGAGUCACGUUGACAGUCUCUCUGGUCUCCUGCAGACUUGGUGUCCACCCCGCUCUGAUCGCCGCCAUCAUCUCCAGACAGUCUCAGGCUGGAACCUCCCUGAGACCCGACGGCUACGGAAAGAGCGACCACACCUGCUUUGGCCUCAUGCAGAUCAAUAAGCAUUACCACGCGGUGAAAGGAAACGCGUUCAGUGUGGAUCACGUGGAUCAGGGAGUCACCUACUUCAUCCAGCUCAUAAAGACCAUGCAGAGGACGAAGCCGGACUGGACCAAAGAGCAGCAGCUCAAAGGUGCGUUGGCGUGUUACAUCUCAGGUGAGGAGCGAGUCACCCCUCUGUCAUAUGACGAGGUGGACAGCGUGACGCCAUACGGAGACUUCGCCAACGACGUGGUUGCCAGAGCACAGUGGUUCUCCCACAAUGGUUUCUGAGUGUCAGAACACUUCCUGUUUCUUCUUGGUGUUUAAGGAGCGUUUCUUCCUUCAACUCACCUGCAGCUCGUAUGCAUUGCUUGUGUUAGGUUUCAGACUGUCGUCCACCUGAACGAGUCUGAGCUCAGUUUUACUUUGAUGUUACAUUUAUAGUGUUUAAGACACCGACAGUAUUUAUGUUUAAAAGUGGUUUUAAAUGUAGUUUGCACCUCUGAACUGUUUUUUGUGUCUGCCCCGGUGAUAGCUGAGGCUGAUUUGUGCGUCCAUCUGUCCGUCCCAUUCUCAUGACCGUGAUAACUUCAAGAACGCCAUGGGGGAAUUUCUUUAAAUUUGGCACA